This is a messenger RNA of Gracilinanus agilis (Agile Gracile Mouse Opossum), 2342 nucleotides long. It is a transcript of the gene PEX10, whose product is annotated as peroxisomal biogenesis factor 10. The record is from RefSeq and is a predicted model, not a curated record. The transcript is spliced from 6 exons. Gene Ontology annotation, cellular component: peroxisomal membrane. Gene Ontology annotation, biological process: protein import into peroxisome matrix. Bases 33 to 1013 code for a protein of 326 amino acids. Gene Ontology annotation, molecular function: zinc ion binding. NCBI's taxonomy places the organism in Eukaryota, Metazoa, Chordata, Mammalia, Didelphimorphia, Didelphidae.
CCCAGAGUCGGGAGGCUGGGAAAAUCGUGACCAUGGCCUUGGCGCCUGCUAAUCAGCCGGAGGUUAUUCGUGCCGCGCAGAAGGAUGAGUAUUAUCGGGGUGGCCUGCGAAGUGCGGCCGGAGGGGCCCUGCACAGCCUGGCGGGUGCUAAGAAAUGGCUGGAGUGGAGGAAGGAGAUGGAGCUGCUGUCAGACAUAGCCUACUUCACCCUCACCACAUUUUCAGGGUACCAGACUCUUGGGGAAGAAUAUGUGAACAUCAUCCAGGUUGACCCAUCCAAGAGAAAAGUUCCUUCUUGGUUUCGCCGAGCCACACUGGUCUCUUUGCACACCCUCGUGCCCUAUGUACUAGACAAAGCCCUAGUCCACCUUGAGCAUGAGCUGCAGGCUGAAGUUGAGAGUGCCAGGCACUUGCAGAACAACCUUGUGCUUGGCAUCCGCAGUAGGUCGGCGGUGCGGCGAUGGGUUCACAGAUGGGUCCACCAUCUGUCAGAGCCACAGAAGAAGACUCUCCUGCGCAUGGUGAGCUUUCUGAAACACAGCAUCACCUGUCUCCGCCGGCUGCACGUGGCCAUGUUCUACAUCGACGGGAUCUUCUACCACCUGGCCAAAAGGCUCACAGGCAUCACAUAUCUCCGUGUGCGCAGUUUCCCCAGAGAUGACCACAGUGUUCGCUGGAGCUACAGGCUUCUGGGGAUGGUGUCUUUGCUGCAUCUGAUGCUCUCAGUCAGCGUACAGAUCUAUGGCUUCAGUCAGAGGCAGCGGGCCCGCAAGGAAUGGAAGCUUCACCGCAGUCUCUCCCACCGCAAGAGCCACACAGAAGAGAAGUCUGUGGGCAGAAGCUCAGUGUGUACCCUUUGCCUAGAGGAACGAAGGCAUGCUACAGCCACCCCCUGUGGCCACCUCUUCUGCUGGGAGUGCAUCACCGAGUGGUGUAAUACCAAGACGGAAUGUCCACUUUGCAGAGAAAAAUUUCAUCCACAGAAACUGAUUUACCUGCGGCAUUAUCGUUAGUCCUAGAAAACCCAGAUCAAAGGGCAACGGAAGAAAAGGAAGAAGCUCGAGAUAUCAUGUCUUUAUUAAUGAACCAAAAGCAGAGUUCAUUUUAAUUUAUCCAGAAUUAUGAUGGUGACUUAACCUGCACUGAAAUUCUCAAGUAUUUUGUUUUGAAAUCACUGCAUAAGGUACUUUGUCCACUGCUCAGAUGUUGGGGGGAGGUGCAAAGCAAAGUUAGGCCUAACCUGAUAGCUAGAACUUUGGGAUACUGUGUUGUCCAUCCAGAAGGUAUGCAUGUACAUUCCGCACAAAGGCAAACUCCCAUUUUCCUCAGAAAAUUCAUCCUGAAUCUCAUGUACUGCCAAGUGUUUGUGUGUCCAGCUUUCUUUCCAAUUAGGCUAAGAUAACAUAGUUGACUCUUUUGGACAAAUAACACUCUAAAUUUCUUUCCCCCAUCCCUGUGCCAUUUGAAAACAGUUUCUGAGCAGUGAGCAUUUGGCUUAUUUAGAAAAAGGCUCACUGUGCUUAUCAAAAAAAGCCAAGUUUUAGAUUUUCUUCCUUAACCCCCAACUAAUGUGCAGCUGAAACCAGAUCCUUCUGAAUUUACAUUCUAAGCAGUCAAUAAAUGUUUGUGUAGAUUUUAUGGUAUAAUAAUUUCAGUAUCAGGUUUAUUCAUGAAUGAAUGAUUUAGAAUACUUGUUAAUUCAUCCAAGAGCAAACAGUUCAACUUCAGGGGUUGGUCACCAAGUGGAAGAACUGCCCAAACUAUUCCCUACAAGUAGAAGGGAAACUUCUAUCCAUGUACCAAGACUUGUUUGUCAACCUAAGCUCCAUAUCUGGCACAUGUUAUUCUCCCAUAAAACAAAACAAAGCCCACCCUUCAGUCCACUGGACCAAAUGUAUCUAAUUCUACUACUGGAGAAGCUCAUGCUCUUGCUGGUGAUUCAGCUCCCUGCCUCUGGUGCCAGAGGUGCUGUAACAGCAGGGUGAUACCGCUUGCCUCCUCUGGGGGAGGGGCUCUUUUCCUGCCCACAAAGGCAGGCCAACUUAUGAAGACAUUCAUGAGCUACACAGAUUGUGAAUGUUAAUGAAGACGUUGGCUUCUACGAGGUUUCCCCAUAGACUAUACUAUCAUGCAAUGUUAGAGACAUGGACAGACCUUGACAAAAGCUCAGGUUAGCCAAUCCAGAACCACCUGCUGGCAAGGUGUCACAGUGACUCUGACUUUAACCCAAGAAUGCCCUUUACAAACUCCUGAUGAUCCCUUUCUUUUGGUCCAUCUAAUCUCUACUUCAUAAACUGUAUCAAUCCGCACAAAUCUGGAAAAAUAAAUUUUUUUCUACUCCA